This is a messenger RNA of Fonsecaea erecta, 2544 nucleotides long. RefSeq lists its product as hypothetical. NCBI's taxonomy places the organism in Eukaryota, Fungi, Ascomycota, Eurotiomycetes, Chaetothyriales, Herpotrichiellaceae. The transcript has a single exon. The coding region runs from base 1 to 2544 and encodes 847 amino acids. The record is from RefSeq and is a predicted model, not a curated record. Gene Ontology annotation, molecular function: RNA binding.
AUGACUGAUGCAGACCCUCCACCAGAGGCCCAACGCUUUGGUAGAUCUCAGACGCCUGAAUCUCCUCGUCCGGUCCAUAUCCCUGAGCCUUCAACGAUCCCGGUCCUGCUGAACCAGAUGGAUCCGGUUUUCAAUGACACCGAGACCUAUAACAUCCCUCAUAAUCAAACUUUCUCUCCUUACUCAGACUCUGCCCGCGCUAUGAAUGAGAAUGACUCAAACGAUCCCAACUCGGAAGAGCAAGACGUGGUCCAAAAUUUCCUGAGAGGAGCCGAAGAGCAAAACACUCGUCUCGACAACUCUGCCCGGUUUCCCUCCACGAACGGUCAGAUAACCGCGAAUGAUGCCGCCAUCGACGCCAAUCUUGUCUCGGCCCUUGCAAACGCUUCGGCGUAUCCGCAGUCGUCUGAAGCCCAUGCCAAUCCGCCUCAAGGUGCUGCCAGCCAGGUCCAAGAUCCUGCGCAAACGACCACUGAUACUUCGCCAGCCGCUGAUCCCCCUGCCAACCCUGACACCAGCAACACUGCGCAAGCCGAUGGAGAGAGCACGUCUGCGGCAGCGCCCGCCGUAAAGCCCAGCUUUCAAACACAUGAAGGUGGAGUAGACUAUCAGUCGCUUCUGGAUACUAUUUCUAAAUCUGCUUCUACUGCUCCUGCCGCAGACCCUGUCUCUGCCCCAACUACUGCCGCUUCGCUUGCCAACCAAGGAGCCCAAUCAUUGUUUCCCGUUCCAGGUUUACCCCCCAAGCCACCAACUCAAGCACAAUCUUCAGAUUCUCCCGCUGUUCACACGUUUCCUAACUCCAACCACGACCAACUGGGGCCAUAUCAGCAAGUGAGUCCAGACCACGUCAACACCAAUGGCACCGAUCAAUCUGCUCUUGCGCCCCCACAAUUCCAGCCUCCACCCGCCUCGGCGCAAGCCCCCGGCAUGUGGACAUAUUCCGGCGUCCAAGCGUCCCCCACAAGCACCGACCCGACCUCUCCUGCACACUCUCUCCAGGCGCCCGAACAGGGAAAGGGAUUUGAUGGGUAUGAACGCCCUUGGUCUCCCAACACACAAGCACUCUAUGACUCUUUCCUCGAGGAUGAACGGAGGUAUGUGGCGGAAGGGAUUUGGGACAAAUUUCCCCAGGGAUCACGUCUCUUCGUGGGGAACCUGCCCAGUGAGAAGGUCUCUAAGCGGGACAUCUUCUACAUCUUCCACAAACAUGGGAGACUUGCUCAGAUCUCCAUUAAACAGGCGUACGGGUUCGUCCAAUAUCUCGAGGCCUCCUCUUGUCAAGCAGCACUUCAAGCAGAACAAGGCGUGGAAAUCAGAGGAAGGAAGAUUCACCUCGAGAUAUCGAAGCCUCAGAAGAAUUCACGGGGUCAACAAAACCAGCAAGGAAACAAAAGACGCCGAUCUCGAUCACCAGAUCGCGGGACCUCGCGUCAAAGCGACAGAUCUGGGCGUCCUAAUUACAGUGAUUUCCGAGAUGAGCGCGGCAGGCGCGACGAGUAUCGACGCAGCCCUUCGCCUAGAAGCUAUCGGUCCAGGGACGACUAUCGGCAACCUCUCCAAAGUCCUCGUUACGGCACGGGUGGGAGACCGAUUUCGCCGUUUGCCAACAACUACUCCAAUCCCCCCUCGGUAGGUUAUGAUGAGGAAACCACCCUUCCCUUACCCCGAAGAGACCCGCGAGAUGUGCCGGACGUGCAACUCCUCAUCCUGGAACCGUUGGUGGCUCCAAGCUUCAUGAACUGGAUCGAACAAGGCUUUCGCAACAAAGGUCUCCGUGCUUCCACAAUAUGGCUCAGUCCUCGACUACCACUGAACGCUGUCGUGAAACGGCAAAUUAUUGAAGGCGUGCAGGCGGUUGUGAAACUAACGCAGGCCAACCAGUACAACAGCAAGAUCCCCUUGCAGGUUUUUGAUCGGAGUCAAGGGACGUCGAAUGUCAACUUUAACGAAUAUGUCGAUCUCGAUGUCCCCGUUGCUGCCGACAUUGUGCUCCACGCUCGACAAAAGGAACGUGGAGGCGCGCAGCAAAGCCCUCAGUCCUAUCAGUCACAAGGAUAUUCCCAGUAUGGCUAUCCUCCUCCACCAGCACAAUACCCACCAGCACCUUUUCCCCAACACCAUCAGCAACAACAACAACAACAACAACAACCACCCCCACCGCAACAACACAACCAGUAUCAGUACGGCCAGAACGCCCACUACCAUAACCCGGCACAGACGCCGGUGACUCCGACUUCUGCUACAGCCGCGCCAAACCUGCAGCAACUGCUCGCGAAUCUUCGGCAGCCUGGUGACGGGCAGCCCGACAACGCUUCGCACCACAACAACCCCGCCGACUUGGCCGGUCUCUUAACCAACGUUGCUCGUCAACAGCAAGGUCAUGGCGGAGCGCCAUUCCCAUCGCCACACGGCCCUCCACAUCAGCAGCAGCAGCCACAGCAGCAAGGUUAUGCACCUGGCGCACCGGCGUAUGCAGCUGGACAACAGUCCCAACAGAACGUACAGAACAUCAUGGAGACGUUGGCAAGGUACAACAGAUGA